Molecule: messenger RNA, 3757 nt
Organism: Chinchilla lanigera (long-tailed chinchilla)
Lineage: Eukaryota; Metazoa; Chordata; Mammalia; Rodentia; Chinchillidae
Gene: Adam9
Product: ADAM metallopeptidase domain 9
Exons: 22
Coding region: 165-2678 (837 amino acids)
Biological process (GO): membrane protein ectodomain proteolysis; cell-cell adhesion mediated by integrin; transforming growth factor beta receptor signaling pathway
Cellular component (GO): plasma membrane
Molecular function (GO): metalloendopeptidase activity; integrin binding
Source: RefSeq, a predicted model, not a curated record
CGCUGCCGGGAACGAGCCCGGAGCGCGGGAUGGGUUGCGUCAGUGCCGCGCGCAUGCCCGCCUCCGGGCGCGCGCAUCCUGUCCCGCACGGGGCCCGGCAGGGUUCUGAGAUGAUGGACAAGGCGGAGACUGCGCGCUGAGGGGAACCUGCUGCGUCUGUCGGGAUGGGGUCGGGCGCGGGCUCGCCCUCUGGGACCCUCCGUGUCCAGUGGUUGCUGUUGUUCGGUCUGGCGGGCCCGGUGCUCAGUGGGGAGCGGCCAGGCUUUCAACAGACCUCAUACCUCUCUUCUUAUGAAAUUGUAACUCCCUGGAGAUUAACUAGAGACCGAAGAGAAGCCCCAAGGCCUUAUUUAAAACAGGUAUCUUAUGUCAUUCCAGUGCAAGGAAAAGAACAUAUUAUUCACUUGGAAAGGAACAUAGAUCUUUUGCCUAAGGAUUUUGUGGUUUAUACCUACAACAAAGAAGGGGCUUUGAUUGCUGACCAUCCUAAUGUACAGAAUCAUUGUCAUUAUCGGGGAUAUGUGGAAGGAGUUUAUAAUUCAUCAGUUGCUCUUAGUGACUGUUUUGGACUCAGAGGAUUGCUGCAUUUAGAGAAUGCCAGUUACGGGAUUGAACCCCUGCACAACAGCUCCUGCUUUGAGCACAUCUUUUAUCCAAUGGAUGAUGUCCACAGAGAGCCUCUGAAAUGUGGAGUUUCUAACAUGGAUAUAGAGAAAGAAACCACAAAGGGUGGAGAGGAAGAGCGUCACAGCAUGACUCAGCUACUUCGAAGAAGAAGAGCUGUUCUGCCGCAAACCCGCUAUGUGGAGCUGUUCCUCGUUGUGGACAAAGAACGGUAUGAUAUGAUGGGAAGAAAUCAGACUGCUGUCAGAGAAGAAAUGAUUCAUUUAGCAAACUACUUGGAUAGCAUGUAUAUUAUGCUAAAUAUUCGAAUUGUUCUGGUUGGGCUGGAGAUUUGGACAAAUGGAAACCUGAUCAGUGUAGCAGGAGGUGCUGGUGAUGUGUUGGGAAACUUUGUACAGUGGCGGGAGAAGUUUCUUAUAACACGUCGGAGACAUGACAGUGCACAGUUAGUUCUAAAGAAAGGCUUCGGCGGGACUGCAGGAAUGGCAUUUGUGGGAACAGUGUGUUCCAGGAGCCAUGCAGGCGGGAUCAACGUGUUUGGACAAAUCACUGUGGAGACAUUUGCAUCCAUUGUUGCUCAUGAGCUGGGUCAUAACCUUGGAAUGAAUCACGAUGACGGGAGAGAUUGUUUCUGUGGAGCAAAGAGCUGUAUCAUGAAUUCCGGUGCAUCAGGUUCCAGAAACUUCAGCAGUUGUAGUGCAGAGGAUUUUGAGAAGUUAACUUUAAAUAAAGGAGGAAAUUGCCUCCUCAAUAUCCCAAAACCUGAUGAAGCCUAUAGUGCGCCCUCCUGUGGUAAUAAAUUGGUGGACCCUGGAGAAGAAUGUGACUGUGGUACUCCAAAGGAAUGUGAAUCAGACCCUUGUUGUGAAGGAAGUACUUGCAAGCUUAAAUCUUUUGCUGAAUGUGCAUAUGGCGACUGUUGUAAAGACUGUCGGUUCCUUCCAGGAGGUUCUUUAUGCCGAGGAAAAACUAAUGAAUGUGAUGUUCCAGAGUACUGCAAUGGCUCUUCUCAGUUCUGCCAGCCAGAUGUUUUUAUUCAGAAUGGAUAUCCUUGCCAGAAUAACAAAGCGUAUUGUUACAAUGGCAUGUGUCAGUAUUAUGAUGCUCAGUGUCAAGUCAUCUUUGGCUCAAAAGCCAAGGCUGCCCCAAGAGAUUGUUUCAUUGAAGUGAAUUCUAAAGGUGACAGAUUUGGCAAUUGUGGUUUCUCUGGCAAUGAAUACAAGAAGUGUGCCACUGGGAAUGCUUUGUGCGGAAAGCUUCAGUGUGAGAAUGUGCAAGAAAUGCCUGUAUUUGGAAUUGUACCUGCUAUUAUUCAGACACCUAGUCGAGGCACCAAAUGUUGGGGUGUGGAUUUCCAGCUAGGAUCAGAUGUUCCAGAUCCAGGAAUGGUAAAUGAAGGCACAAAAUGUGAUGUUGGAAAGAUUUGUAGGAAUUUCCAGUGUGUAAAUGCAUCUGUUCUGAAUUAUGACUGUGAUAUUCAGGAGAAGUGUCAUGGACGUGGGGUAUGUAAUAGCAAUAAGAAUUGUCACUGUGAAAAUGGCUGGGCUCCCCCGAAUUGUGAGACUAAAGGAUACGGAGGAAGCAUGGACAGCGGACCUACGUACAUUGAAAAGAGCACUGCGUUAAGGGAUGGACUUCUGGUGUUCUUCUGCUUGGUUGUUCCGCUUAUUGUAUUUGCUACUUUUUUCUUCAAGAGAAAUGAACUACGGAAAACCUUCUUCAGAAAGAAGAGAUCACAAACACAUGAGUCAGAUGGCAAAAGUCAAGCAAGUGUUUCUAGACAGCCAAUGAAUGCUCCUCGACAGCCGGUAGGUGCUCCUAGACAGCCUGUGAAUGCUCCUCGACAGCCGAUGGGUGCUCCUAGACAGCCAGUGGGUGCUCCUAGACAGCUGCCUGUACAUGCAAACAGAUUUCCAGUACCAACCUAUGCAGCCAAGCAGCCUCAGCAGUUUCCAUCAAGGCCACCUCCACCACAACCGAAAGUGUCAUCUCAGGGAAAUUUAAUUCCUGCUCGUCCUGCUCCAGCACCUCCUUUGUAUAGUUCCCUUACUUGAUUUUAUACACAUCUUCUCGCAUAUGUCUUCAGGGAACUGAGCGAAUGUUUUACCGCCUGGUAUUUUCUUGAGAAGUCUUUCUUCCUAUUGCAAUUAUGAAUGGAAACAAAUUCCACUAAACAAACAAACAGAGGGCAGUGUUGACUGCAUUUCCAGCAUUGAAAUGUCUUAUUUGGUCAUCUGUGAGGUUAACGUACUUAACAUGGAUUAUGUUAUUUUGAACAUGUUAUAGCAGUGAUUCUCGAAUUAACUGCAUUGGUGUUAGAUUUGUUAUUAUGUGCUUAAACGUAGUCCUGAAUUUUUGACCUUGGUUAUCAUUAAUGUAGUUUGUGAUCAAAUGUGAUAAUCUGAUACCUUUGAAAACUAAUUACCUGCCAUUAAUAUCUAAUAUUUUUCAUCUUGCACAGACUAAUAACCAUUGUACACUAAAAUCUUAUUUCUCAUUCAUGACAUGAAUAAACAGAUAUUCUGUUUUUGGGAAAAUACACAAAAACCAUGAUUAAGAUGCCAUAAUAUUGUUUUGAAAAUACAAAAUAUGCUAAAGGAGUGUAUGUUUAUUCACACACUCACUAGCUUCCAUUUUUAUGAUCCUUCACUAUGUGACUUAGAAAAAUUAAUUUAAUAUUAGAUUUCUAUUACGCAUCAUGUUAAAGCAUGGCAUCCUUUUACAAUAGCAUUAUUUUAAAUAAAAUAUAAGCUUUAAGGUACGAGGUAUUUAAUAGAUCUAAUCAGAUAUGCUGUUGACUCAUGGCUAUAAUAAAGGAAUAAUUGUAAUGAAUCAUUUGAGCUAUUAUAAAACCACUUAAAAAUUUAUGAGCACUUUAAGUCUAAAAUCUGAAUUUUUGAAGCUUGAUAUUAAAUCUCUGAGAAUGUUUACAUUUACUAAGGUGUGCUGGAUCAUGUCUCUUUUUGACUCUAAUAUUUUCCUAGAAAUUAGGCUGGAAAAAAGAAGGAAGAAAAGGUUUUCUUAGAUAAAUGCAAAAGUUAAUGUGGUGUCUGUGAAUUAUUAUCUUAGCUAUGUAAAAAAUAAAUUUUUACUAUGGAUGAAAUGGUAUGGUCAAUAAAAUUUUGAACAAAAA